AUGCUAUCACGAAUUGCCAAGAAGUGUGCAGGCCUCCCCGGAAAUAGAUAUUCUUUUCUUUUUAGCUCUCUGAGGAGGUACUCAGGAAUUGACCUCGAAAAACCUUGUCAGGAGUUGAAUUUUAUCGACGGUCGUAGGCAAAAUCCUGUCAGCAGUGAAGGUGAACACGAGAUCUAUAUCAUGGAGCCAGCCACGGGAAGGAUUCUCUGUGAAACGCAUGGAUCGGGAAAACCUGAAGUGGAUCGCGCGGUUCAGUCAGCAAAAGAUGCUUUCAAUUCGUGGUCUGCGAUGUCGGGGAUGGAACGAGGGAAAAUUCUGCGCGAAGCUGCUACUAUUAUUAGGUCAAGAGUAAAGGAUUUAGCGACAGUGGAGGUCACUGACAAUGGUAGGUCGCGUUAUGAUAGCUGUUAUGUGAACAAAAUUCUGGGAAAUCAGGUACUUGCUCGGAAAUUAUCUGACGUUACAAGCUAAUCGUAAGUGAAAGGUACGUGUACCGUCGAAGGAAGGAAUGGAAUGGAAUGGAAUGGACUGAGAUGGACUGGACUCAGGUGACAGAACUAGAGACCGCAGGUUUUCUUGUUUCAGCAAUGUUUUUACAUAUUUGUUAUUAAAUUUCUUAUUUUCAUUUUCAAAUUGUGUCUCUAAACAAAGGAAGCACUUUGUUGCAAAAGCUACUCAUAGCUGAUUAGAGUGGAUAUGUCACAGUUUCUAUACCAUACCUGCCAACUCUCCCAGUUUUCCAGGGAGCCUCCAAGUUUUUCAUCAAAUCUCCCGGGAAAUACCUACAGCUGUACCAUGCCCUUAUUCAAAAUUUUUUGAUUAAUUUUGUUAUUUUUCGAGAUGUCAAAAAGGAAAAUAGAAAAUAAAAGAAGAAGUGGAUUUAGUGCUUUUAUUUUAGCUGUUCUCGAUUGGAAAACGUAAAACAUAUCAUUAACGUGUAUCAUAAUUGCUCGAAAUCAACCAAUCAAAUUGCACAAUACAUGGUAGAAAGUUGGCACAGUUUUCGCACGCUGUUAUCUAGGCUGAAAACAUGUGGAAGACCUUUGGGUAAUAUUUUGGAAAGUAUGUCAAAAAUUGCAUUCUUAUUUAGUACAAUGCAAAGAUUUCUAGACGUCUCCAGAUUUUUGUACACCGGGGGUUCACAGGUGUGCUAUACCCUGAAAAAUUUAGCCCAAAUUUCUCUAUCCAUGUUAAAUUUCUUCUUCCUCCUUUCUAAAUCGUCCUUAAUCCUUUAUUUAGCAAUAAUUGGUUGAGGGUAAUAUGACGAAUUUUGCAGAUUGAGGGGGCUUUCAGCUUUAGUGAACACUCCCUUAGUUGAUCAGAUCAGAUUAGAUCAGAUCUGAUCAACUGCUGUGACACAAUGACAAAUGGUUAAAGUUAGUACUGGGUUUGAUCCACCCUUUUCCAAUCCACAUAAUUGUCAACAGCCUCUUUAUGCUAUUUUACCAGUCAAUUAAAGUGUAUAGUUGCUAGAUAUACCAGCUAUAUAUCCAUGACCUUUAAUCUCUAUCAUUUAACCUCAUAUUUUUCCAUUCUCCCCUUGGGCAAAGGUUUGGGCUAAAAGGAUCAUAAACUCAUAUAUAAUUAUGUUCCCUUACUGGAAGCAACAGGUUGCUUGCUUGUAAAAAUAGGCAUAAAAAUGUAUCUCCUAUAGAGUGUUUUCACUGUGACAUCAUCAAUACAGUGAGGCCCUCUGAAUUCUUAUGUAUACCAGGUUGUAGGGGACCGAAAAAUGAAUCUUUGUAGAAGUUUUCAGCCCUGUAGUGUCUUCUAUUUUGAAAAUACAGCAUUUUGAAUUUCCGGAUUUUCACAAUGUGUGACACCACAAUGAACGGUAGCCUCAGCAAAGAUGUCUGGUUAAAGAAAAGCUAUCUCCUUAUGAUUUUCGGCAGAUGUCAAAAUGGAAAAUAAAACAAGAAGUGGAUUUAGUGCUCCUAUUUGAGAUGUUCUUGAUUGGAAAGUGUAAGGCAGAGCAAGCAAAUUGAUAUAUAUUUAACAAGUAUCGUAAUUGGUCAGAAAUCAACCAAUCAAAUUGCACAAUACAUGGUAGAAAGUUUAUAUGGUUUUUGCACUCUGUUAUUGACAUCAGGAACAUUUGGAGAGUAUUCAGACCUUGAAAAUGACAUUCUUACAACUCAAAGAUUUCUAGAUGUCUCCAGAUUUUUGUACUCUGAGGGCUGGCAGGUAUGGGUGUCCCAUCAUGUUGGUGUCCCUGAUGUUAGUACACCAGCAGAGGCCCUGCCAGGGCCUGCCAUGUCUUAUGUCGGGUUUAUAAAUGCUUCACGUCGCUGUCAAAAAUUGAAUGAAAAUUCUUUUCUUGGUCAGAAUUUUAGAAAAGGGGGAUAGUGACGCAUUAUAAAGAAACCAUUACAGUUCUGCAAUUUCUCAGUUAACAUUUCUCAUAUCAAACACCUAUACAUUGCCAUUCACAAUUAACACAAUUCAUAGGAGGGUCCAUAAGAAGCUCACUGACAAUAGAUGCUCUCUGUAGCGCAAGGUGAAUUGACAAAAAUUACUUCUUCCUGUCGCAAUUUGGCUAAAGGUAGGUUGUCUCUUGUCACAAUUUCAUUUUACAGUCUGUUGCUACUUUUUGAGUCAUGUCGCUUGUUGGAAAUUUACCCUGGCAGGGCCUUCCAGCAUGGCAUCCCCAUACACAGCUCUCUAAACUUGCGUGGAACAUUUUGGUAAACAACUAAGAAACGAUGUGCUGCACAGACCUGAGACUUGGAUGUAUUGUAUAUUUAUGAGUCUUCUGUAGCAUUUCAUUUUCUUGGCUUCUUUCAUGCAACAGUUUCAAAGUCAUUUUUUUCAUUGUGUGACAGUGAAAACACUUUCUAUACCAGUAAAGGACCUCAGUUUGGUCAGGAGACACUCAAUCUGCCACUGUGCAUGAUAUGUUAAUUUCGUAGUUGUGUAUCACGAGUGAAAAGAAGUAUGCAGACCCUGGUGACCCUUGAGGUUAAAACGUAUACCCAGCAGAAUUUAAGGAGGAGUGAAGCUUUGUGAGUCUUUCUAGUAAAUGAUAAUGGUAAUACUUUUAUCUUUUACACUACAGGGAAACCAUUUCAUGAAGCAGUAUGGGAUAUUGAAGGUUGCGCAGAUGUUAUUGAUUACUAUGCUGGUCUUGCACCUACCAUCAGUGGAAAGCACAUCCAGCUUCCUAAUGGGAACUUUGCUUACACUAGAAGAGAGCCAUUAGGUGUUGUAGCAGGUAUGGUACAGAGUUAAAUCUUUAUUCACACUUUAGCAACUACAACAACAACAAACAAUAAUCUUUUUUUCCUUGUUUCAGUUUUACAAAAGUGCGCUGGCCUGCCGGUAGCUAGCUAGAGCUAUUUUUCAAUUAUCUUGACGCGCCAGUCAAUUUGCGUGUCCCCUCGAAGGGAAUAAUUUUAUUAUUUUAUGUGUACAUGUUUAUCUAAAUAUAAUGUAGAAGGAUAUUUAUACAAAGGAGAGGAAGAAUUUACCGUACGUAUAAAGGAUUUGCAGUAAAUAGAGUUUAACAGGAAAAGCUGGCCAUAGUAUCAAUUCAUACUCUCGUUACUGAGGAUUUUACCUUAGAAAUGGGGCGCGAUCCAUUCAACCAAAAUUCCAACUGGUCCGGCCCCGAAAAGUGGUCCACCUCAAAAGGUGGACCCGUUUUUCAAAACUUUUCCGGUUGGACCGAACCGAUCCAUUGAGUUUUGGAUCCGAAAUGUCAGGAAAUUUUGGUUGAAUGGAUCGCGCCCAUGAUCUACAGUGUACCCCAACUGCCUCAAUCAAGAUACCAUCCUAUAAUUAUCACAUUUCUCUACAGUCAAAGCACUAUAGUUAAAACUUAUCUCAAGACCAUAUUGUUUUUCAUUUAAUUCAUUACCACUCUAACGUUUUUUUUUGUUCUUUGCUAACAUGCAUGCAGGCAUUGGAGCAUGGAACUACCCAUUUCAGAUCUGUACCUGGAAGUCAACUCCAGCACUAGCUUGUGGGAACACUAUUGUGUUCAAGCCCUCACCACUCACCCCGUUGACAGCUAUCUUGAUUGCUGAGAUUUUCACUGAAGCGGGACUUCCCAAUGGAGCCUUAAACAUUGUUCAGGGCGGAGCUAGUACUGGCCAUUUGCUUUCAUCACAUCCGGAUGUAGACAAGGUUUCAUUUACUGGGUCGGUGCCCACUGGAAAGAAGGUUAGGAUUAUAUAGAAGCUCCUAAUUUUAUUUUUACCCUGGCGAUUAUUUUUCUGGUUAACCCACUUAAGCUCCCGGAAAUUUUCCUGAGUAACAUGUUUGAGCUGUUUUCUGGGCAUUGUCUGGCUUAAUUUAGUGUUAAAACUGCUCAAACUACUGCUUAUGAGUCAAGCACUUAGCUUUGCGACCAUCUGUGCCUAGAUGCAAAGUGUUUGGGCCUGCGCAGAAAACAAAAUUGUGCAAUAGUCUCUGGGUUUGACCUCCUCCUCCCCUCUUCUUUCACUUUUCCAUGCCCCAUUUUUUCUUCUGUUUGGCAUUUACCAGGUGUCAUUUUGGUACAAAACGUUUUGGGGAAAUUUUUUAGGAUUGUAGGAUUAGAGGGAAGAAAGUGCAGGAGGUUAGUGGAACAAGAUUUUCACUGGAAUUUUUGAGUCAACUUUUUAUAUUUUUUCCAUUUUUCUCCAGUCUCCUGGCAUAUUGUUUGAAAGUUCUCUUCAUCGUGCAUGUCAAGUCAGAGGACAAAGUUGUCCUUGACCAUUAAAACUGAUGAUGUCACAAGUGGUACAAGGGAUGUGGGUCCACAUGGGUGAUUAGGGGUGGUUCAGAGUUAACAGGGCUGCCCUUAAACCAAAGCCUAUUAAAGCAACUGGGUGAACAUGUGAGAUGGCUGGGUUCUGAACUCAAACCAAAGAUGUAGAUUAUGGUGGACAAAAAAGUGAACAUUUAUUUUCAUUGUAUCACUGCUUUCUCCAUAGGUCAUGGCAGAUGCAUCUACAGGUAUAAAACAUGUCACACUUGAGUUGGGAGGAAAGUCUCCACUGCUUGUGUUUUCUGAUGCUGACUUGGAAAAUGCUGUUAAAGGAGCCAUGAUGGCAAACUUUCUUACUCAGGGAGAGGUAUGUUUCUUAUCACUAUGAGAGUCAAAUCACAUAAAUUAUAGUGGUAAUGUUGAUGAGAUUUCCUUUGUUAUGUUAAUUUUUAUUGAAGUAUAUUUUUUACAGGUCAAAAUUAUAUUCAUAAUUAUAUUAUUUCAUAUUUACUUGAUGCUGACAGGUCUGUUCUAAUGGAACCCGAGUAUUUGUGGAAAAGAGCAUCUUAGAUGAUUUCCUCACAAAGUUGGUUGAGCGCACUAAAAAGAUCCGUGUUGGAGAUCCCAUGAACCCAGAUACUCAGAUGGGUGCCUUGAUCUCUGAGGAACAUCUUCAUAAGGUGCUGGAGUAUGUGAGAAUAGGACGUGAGCAGGUAUGUGACCUUUGACAAAAUUAUUAUUAUUAGGGGGGUGGUUAAAACAAGUGCACUCAACAAUUACCCUAGUGGGGAGGCUCACAUUUUUUGGCCUAAAAAAAUGGAUACCGGUAUGUGCUGCUGAACAGGGUAUGUGCAUUUGUAGGUUGAUGAUGAGUGGUCUACAUAAUUAUGUGGUACCAGCAUUUUUUUUCUAAUUAAAACUAAGUUAGUAAUGUAAGUUUGAAAUAUUACUUAAUCUUGUAUGCAACAUGAAAUGUAUCAGGGUCAUAAAAUAACACCUGUUGCCUUUAACAAGGUAGCAAAAUGAACCAUUUUUGUCUUAAACAGGAUCAGGGUUUGAAGGCCUCAUGGGCACACCUCUACCCAAACUGCCCUUGAGUGCCCCUCCCGUCCCCCCUCCAGGACAAGGAACCACCUUCUCUUGGGUUGAUAGGGCUCUACAAGACACCAUCCACUUAACAAGCCCUUAAAAAUAGAUGGAAAUUGAAAGCUUACUUUGCCAGACAAACCGAUCAGUGGGCACAAGUUAUAUCUUAAAAGGUGUGUGUUUUCCUUUUAGGGUGCCAAGGUUCUUUGUGGAGGUGAACGUGUUAGACUUGAUGACCACAGGCUGGCCAAUGGGUUCUACAUGUCACCCUGUGUCAUGACUGACUGUACAGAUGACAUGACCGUUGUCAAGGAGGAGAUAUUUGGUCCUGUCAUGACUGUACUGUCAUUUGACUCUGAAGAAGAAGCCAUAGCAAGAGCCAAUGACACAGAGUUUGGGUUGUCUGCUGGGGUCUUUACCAGGUACACGAUGUAGACCCUAUAUAGGUAUUGUUGUACGACAUAGCAGUGAGAAACAAAUGAUGGCAUGGAGAAUUAACUCUGGAGUGAUGAUUUAAGUGCUAUAUUUACCUCCCAACCUUAUCCGAGUCAAAUGCGUGAGAUUUUCGUCUUGUCAUGACCAGCAUUUCCGAAACGUCCCCGCGACGUCCGGAGAUUUCCGACGAUUUGCCGAAGACUUCCGAACAUUGUCGAAAAUGUCCGAAGAUGUCCCGACGACCUUUGAGCAUUUGCAAAGCUAAGUUUUUAUGAAGUUUUUGUUAUUGUUUGUAUUUCAGUACUCUAUAAAAUUAUCGACUUUAUGUAUCCUGAUUUUGCAGAGAUCUUGCUCGUGCCCAUCGCGUUAUCUCCAAGCUUCAAGCAGGGUCUUGCUGGAUCAACAAUUAUAAUAUGACACCAGUCGAAGUGCCUUUUGGUGGUUAUAAGAUGUCGGGCGUUGGCCGAGAACUAGGUGAAGACACCAUUGAUUACUACACACAGGUCAAGUCAGUUUACGUCGAGAUGGGGGAUGUUGAGUCACCGUUUUAAAAUGUGUCAUGGUCGUGUUUAUAAGAGUCAAUGUGCCGUGAAACUGCGUAUACAGCCCAACGAUCAAGAAGCGAAUAAAAUUACGCCUUGGAUGGGUCGAUUUAGUUUUUUAAGCGAUAUGAUUUUAGACUUUUACUCAGCUAAGCAGCAGUGCAUCAAGUAGUCUUGAGAUUACUGUGAUUCUCAGAAGUCUGUUUUACCCACUACAAAUCGUCUUCCCUUCCGAUGCGAGUUGGUCUUUUAUCUUUCUGGAAAGACUGAGAGCAUACAAGCGCCUCUUACUUGUAAGAAUUUUACCUGCAUAUUUGAUAUCGGACCCGAAAAGUUAACGGGACUCUCGAGAAACGGGCCCCCGGUUAUAACGUUGCCCCCUAAAUAAGAAGUAAACUCCAUUUCUCAUGUCACAUAAGGACGUUCGAGGCUUGAAUCGUAACAACUGAAUGGCAAUCAAUCCUGUUAUAAAAAAAUAAACUUUAAGAGCCAAUUGGUUCGAUACCCUAACCGUGAAAAAAAUGGAAAUAUUGAUAAACAAUAGACCAAUUCCGAUAUAUUAAAAGUCAUACUUGGCUGCGUUAUGAAGAAGAAAUGUAUUGUUCACUGCUGAGUCUCAAGAUGAUUUCUUUUGUUUUAUUCCCCCAAGCCUCGGAGCCAAGUAUGAAUUUUAAUAUAUCAAAAAUGGUCUAAAGAUGUGUUAUUGUUUUCUGCGACUAAUGAGGAAACACCUUGCAAGCAGCUCCUACAUCA
Porites lobata is the source of this 7506-nucleotide messenger RNA. The record is from the annotation of a GenBank genome assembly. NCBI's taxonomy places the organism in Eukaryota, Metazoa, Cnidaria, Anthozoa, Scleractinia, Poritidae.